AUGAUCGUCUUGCGUCAUAUAAACAUUUCUAGGUUGGUAAUCCUUCGUUCGUGGUUGUUAUCCCAAAGAGCCGAUAGCUGUCAAAAAUCUUAUCUCCCAGUAAAUUAUUGCCUUGGCUUGUUUGAAACGCAAUCUGUGGGAGAUUCGAAGAGGUUCUAUCUGCAAGCCCUUACCAAAUAG
Molecule: messenger RNA, 180 nt
Organism: Prunus armeniaca (apricot)
Lineage: Eukaryota; Viridiplantae; Streptophyta; Magnoliopsida; Rosales; Rosaceae
Source: the annotation of a GenBank genome assembly